Molecule: messenger RNA, 501 nt
Organism: Papilio xuthus (Asian swallowtail)
Lineage: Eukaryota; Metazoa; Arthropoda; Insecta; Lepidoptera; Papilionidae
Exons: 3
Coding region: 37-297 (86 amino acids)
Source: RefSeq, a predicted model, not a curated record
UGACGCGCGGCUCACUCUAGUCUACAAUAAGCAGACAUGAUUACACAACGGCAGAUUUCCAUUUUACUUUGCGCCCUGUUUGCGCUACUAUCGCUUACAAUUGCGAGUCCUGACAGCGCUGGGCAACCACCACUCCCCGGCCCAGGCCUUUCUUAUGGUGGCAUCCCCUACGGCAGUAUGAGCGGCAACGUUGCAGAAUAUUUUGAAAGGCAAGCGCCAUCUUUCGUCAGAGGAAGGAUACUAAGCCCCGCGUCCCACAACGAAGUUAACUACACGCCUAUCGAACAAUGGUUAUAACUUCACAUAUCUCACUAGUUCGAGAUUUAAUGAAUAUUUCAUAAAUAAAAAAAUCUUAGAUUACUACACUUUACUUAGGUUUUAUAAUGUAACAAUCAUGUUAUAUAAUAAAAAAUAUCAGAAAUGAAAACAUUAAAUUGAUGGUGACACAAACUACUAGAUAAUGUUGUUUAACGACACAAGAUGGCGAUAAACCCUAAUUAA